ACAUGGACGCGUUCCUGUACACAAUGGAGGAAGGAAAAGAAAUGUCAGUGUGUGCGAGUCAUGUGCCUGAAGAAAAACUGUACUGCAUGAGCAAUGUUUCAGACUUUCCUCUUCUGAGUGAUGAGAAGUUUGAUUUUGACCUUUCACUCUCUUCAACAAGUGGAAAUGAAGAUGAGGUUUUUGUUGGAGCUGUGGGGCACAAAGAAAGAUGUAUUGCUGCUAGUAUGGAAGCAAAAAAGAGUGUGUCUGCUUUUGAUGAUAAACUCAUGUGGAGCCCACUUCAAGAAGAGAAAUUUGUGGAAAUUUUCAAAGAAGCUCAUUUGUUGGCACAGCAGAUAAAGACUGGAAGCAAGAAUGAAGAGACUAAAACAAGCCAAUCAGAACAGGAAAAUAAGAUUACAGAAACAUUUGUGGAGGACUCAGAGUCAAAGUUGAAAAUACUGAGAAACAAAAUGAUAGAAAAAAAAGGCAUCGGAUAA
Molecule: messenger RNA, 479 nt
Organism: Empidonax traillii (willow flycatcher)
Lineage: Eukaryota; Metazoa; Chordata; Aves; Passeriformes; Tyrannidae
Product: G2 and S phase-expressed protein 1-like
Exons: 5
Coding region: 3-479 (158 amino acids)
Cellular component (GO): microtubule cytoskeleton; cytoplasmic microtubule
Molecular function (GO): microtubule binding
Source: RefSeq, a predicted model, not a curated record